Messenger RNA from Anopheles cruzii, 1211 nucleotides. RefSeq lists its product as uncharacterized. Gene Ontology annotation, molecular function: RNA endonuclease activity producing 5'-phosphomonoesters, hydrolytic mechanism. The record is from RefSeq and is a predicted model, not a curated record. Gene Ontology annotation, biological process: piRNA processing. Lineage: Eukaryota; Metazoa; Arthropoda; Insecta; Diptera; Culicidae. Gene Ontology annotation, cellular component: mitochondrion. The transcript has 2 exons. The coding region runs from base 190 to 1143 and encodes 317 amino acids.
GGAUCUUACUUACCGAGCAAACCAGAAAGUGAAAUCCGAUCUUCAUUUUCCGGUACUGGUCAUCAGAUAUUUUUAUAACAACUGCGUGGGCGGCAAAUCCGUAGCGUGGUCAAAUCGCAGUGUUUACUGUUCCUGUCAGUGAAGCCGGCUUCCUCGAGGAUCUGUUCGACAACAAUUUUACGUGAAAAGAUGAGUGGCGUUGCUCAAUCCAUUUUAUCUCAUUUUAAGUCGUUUGGCUGGCAUGGUAAAUUGCUGACCACGGUGGGCGUAUUGUUUACGGUGGAAAUGUCGUACGAGUUGUGUUUGUACGUGCAGCGAAUGUUGCGAAGACGCAAAUCGCAGCGUCAGUUUUGCAAUGUGUUCUUUAUGAAUCGUCGCCUCCCGGAGAAGGUUUUAUCGGAUCCGGUUCUGAUUGUGACCGAAAACAUUGCGCGGCUCGUUAGCUACAUCGAUCGGGCCCAGGAUUCCAUCUGCCUCUCUCUGUACAUUUUCACUCUGAUGGAAGUGCGAGAUGCUGUUAUACGCGCGAAAAAAGAACGUGGCGUGGCUGUCCGGGCGGUAACCUGCGAGUCGAUGAUUUACAACGGCGGUGCUCAGUUCAUUCCCUUGCUGGAUGAAGGUAUCACCGUCCACUAUAAGAUCAAAUCGGAUCACCUGAUGCACCACAAGUUCUGCCUGCUUGAUGCGGAGUGGCUGUGCGUGAACUGUCUCAUCGCAGAACACAUUCAACAAACGGGGCAACCGUCGAAAGACAUGCAGUACGCGUUAUUUGACCGAGCCGUGCAGACCGAAAGAAAGACGUUGGAGGCACUGUUUGGUAGCUCCUGUACUAGAUGUGAUGCGACCAAACGGAACGCCAGGGAGAAACGUCUAACGUCUUCGGAAAACCCUCUAGCACCGGGCGGUGUAUUGAUUACUGGGUCUAGCAACUGGACGAUGCCCGCACUCACGGUGCACUGGGAAAAUAUGAUAUUUACCUCGUACCCUGAGCUAGUUCGCCCUUUUGCGGUAGAGUUCCAGAGGCUGUGGUACGAACUAGGCGAUGACAUGCGUGCCAGCAAACAUUUGGCGUUAAAAAAUGGAAACUCAUUUGUUAAAUCCAAGAAUCCAACUGCUGAAGAGCACAAUGUGUCAAUUGUAUGAAAUACCACGUACAGAUUCCAAUAACUGCCCGUUUACCUACACAUUAUGCUUCCAAUAAAUAUAUAUAU